Molecule: messenger RNA, 1828 nt
Organism: Bubalus bubalis (water buffalo)
Lineage: Eukaryota; Metazoa; Chordata; Mammalia; Artiodactyla; Bovidae
Product: carcinoembryonic antigen-related cell adhesion molecule 7
Exons: 9
Coding region: 208-1470 (420 amino acids)
Biological process (GO): regulation of immune system process; signal transduction
Cellular component (GO): plasma membrane; cell surface
Molecular function (GO): protein tyrosine kinase binding
Source: RefSeq, a predicted model, not a curated record
AGGAGGGGAGGGGAGGCAGAGGGCGGGGCCUGGACAGAGACCCCGCCCCGGGCCACGUGACCCAGCGAAGUGCUCCUGCCCCCGGAGGAGGCCCAGCACACAGGGGGAAGGACAGCGGAGCUCACACAGCAGACUGCAGUGCUUCUGAGCGUUUCUGGACCAGAAGUUCUCCUCACAGAGAGAGGGACACAGCAGACAGCAGGCGCCAUGGAGCCGCCGGCAGGCCCUGCAAGCACGAGGCAUGUCCCCUGGAACAGGCUCGUCCUGGCAGUCUUACUGUUAACUUUCUGGACCCCGCCCACCACUGCCCAGCUCACUAUUGAAACGGUGCCCCCCCUUGCUGCAGAAGGGUCGGAUGUUCUUCUCCUUGCCAACAACGUGACAGAGAAUCCUCUAGGCUAUGCCUGGCACAGAGGAGAAAGGGUAGAGAACACCCAGCUAAUUGCAUCAUAUAGGGUAGCCACUAAUUUAACUACCAAAGGGCCUGCACACAGCGGAAGGGAGACACUUUACCCCAACGGAACCCUGCUGAUCCAGAGCGUCACCCAGAAAGACACAGGAUCCUACACCCUGCUCGUUACAAAGGAUGAUUUAGGGACAGAAAGACAAACUGGACACCUCCAUGUACUCCCGGUGCUACCCACACCCGUCAUCACCAGCAACAACUCCAACCCCUGGGAGCACAAGGACACUGUGGUGUUAACAUGUGGACCUGAGACCCAGAACACGUCCUACACGUGGUGGAUCAGCAAUCAGAGCCUCCCCAAGAGCACCAGGCUGGAACUGUCCGAGGACAAGAGGACUCUCACUGUGUUCAAUGUCACAAGGAAAGAGAAAGGACCCUAUGUGUGCGAAGCCUGGAACCCAGUGGGCAUCAGCCGCAGUGACCCAUUCACCCUGGAUGUCCUCUACCCAGUGGCACGGCCCUCCCUCCAAGCCAGCAACACCACAGUCCCAGAACAUGAGGGCCCCGUGGUCCUGACCUGCCUCACAGAUGAGACUGGGGUCUCCAUACGCUGGCUUUUCAAAGGCCAGAGUCUCCUCCUCGCAGACAGGAUGACACUGUCCUCAGACAACAGCACCCUCACCAUAGACCCCAUCAGCAGAGAGGAUGCCGGGGGUUAUCAGUGUGAGGUCUCCAACAGGGGCAACUCCAGCAAGAGUGGCCCCCUCAGGCUGAGUGUGACCUGGCAAGAAAAUGCUCGAGCCCUCGGUGUGGGGGCCAUUACUGGCAUCGUGAUCGGGGUCCUGCUCGUCCUGACGCCGCUGGCUGUCCUGGGGUAUUUCAUUUUCCUUCACAGAGGGAACUGGCCCCCAGCGUCCACCUCAGGACGUGGUCCCUCUGGCAGCUCUAUCUCCCAGGCCUCCCUACCUGAUGCCAGGCCACCAGCUCCCAUCUACCAGGAAUUAGUACAACCGGACACAGACGUUUACUGUAAUAUCAGCCACAAAGCAGAUGUGGGUCCUUAGUUCCUCCAGACACGUCUCCUUACGGACUGUGGGAAAGAGCUUACCUGAGACCCAAGACCCGAGUGAGGUCAUGAGGAAGAGCCUGAGGUGGAGAACCAGCUCUGAGACCUGAGGCUAUUCGGGAACCUGGGCCCAGGCUCAGGGUCCUCCUGGAUUCCUGGAGACACUGACAGGCUGCCCUGAAGCCUGGAUGGACCAGAACUCAGGCUGCGAUUCCCACAGUGGGGGGAGGUUUCAACAGGCAAGUGACUGGGCCUCUGACCCACUGUGGACCACCAGAGAGAUCUGAAUCAAGAGCACUUUCCUUCCCCUGGUUGCAAAACAUACUGCCCUUGGGUCUUGUCCAGCAAGAAAUUCA